AUGCCUGCAGCUGAGGUCAAGAACGAGGACGGUCCCAUCGGACUCUCCGAUUUUGGCGACAACAUCGAUGUCGCAACCUUUGAGCAAAUCCUCGAGAUGGACGACGAUGAAGAUGAGAGAGACUUCAGCAGAAGCAUCGUCUUCGACUUCUUCCAGCAAGCUGACAGCACAUUCGACAAGAUGGAUGAGAACAUUGAAAAGAAGGAUCUUGCCCAACUCAGUGCCCUCGGUCACUUCCUCAAGGGUAGUAGCGCAACACUUGGCCUGACCAAAGUCAAGGACCACUGCGAGAAGAUCCAGCACUACGGCGCACACAAAGACGAAACCGGCACACGCGACGAGCCCGACGCCGAAGUAUGUCUCGACAACCUCAAGGUAUCCAUCGCACAAGCGAAGAAGGAGUUCAAGGUUGUCGAGCGCCUACUGAAGAGAUUCUACCACGACGAUGCCGAGUAG
This is a messenger RNA of Aureobasidium musti, 456 nucleotides long. The record is from the annotation of a GenBank genome assembly. NCBI's taxonomy places the organism in Eukaryota, Fungi, Ascomycota, Dothideomycetes, Dothideales, Saccotheciaceae.